Molecule: messenger RNA, 555 nt
Organism: Trifolium pratense (red clover)
Lineage: Eukaryota; Viridiplantae; Streptophyta; Magnoliopsida; Fabales; Fabaceae
Product: phytosulfokines-like
Exons: 2
Coding region: 97-342 (81 amino acids)
Biological process (GO): cell population proliferation
Cellular component (GO): extracellular region
Molecular function (GO): growth factor activity
Source: RefSeq, a predicted model, not a curated record
CCUCAAUUUUUGUCUAUAUAAAAGGGUCCACUCUAAUCUAUGUCCUCCACUCAACACAAAGAAUCUAAGUGAUAAGAAAAAUAAGUGAAAUCCACUAUGUCAAAAUUAGCCACCCUCUUCUCUUUGGUUCUUCUAUUGAGCUUUAGUUUAACACAUUCAUCUCGUCCUAAUCUUGGAUUUAAAGAUGUCUCUUCUUUGCGUGAGGAUCAUGUUGAUAGCAAGGCAUCAAGUGUAGAUUUGGAAGAUGAGAGUUGUGAUGAAGGAGAACAAGAAUGUUUGACAAGAAGGACUCUAGAAGCACAUCUUGAUUAUAUCUACACUCAACAUAAACCCAAAAAUUAAUGCCAUUCACCAUAUGCCAUAAUAGUUCAAGAAAGAAAAAUAUGAUUAAUAAUAUAAAUUUUUGUUUCAUGUAUAAAAAAAAAUGCUUAAUUUGGUUGAGUUUUUUUGUUUUUGUUAGAAUUAUAUUUGAAUAUAUAUACAUGUACUAUAUAUACAUAUAUUUUCGUAAUAGUUUCAGGCAAGGGUGUGAUUUUAUUGAUUUAAGCUUUUGCA